AGAGAUAUAGAGAGCGAGAGACGGAGAACAAUGGAAGGAAGCUCGAUAAUACCAGAUUCAGUGAUGGAAUCGGUGAAGAAAACCUUGGGGGACGUCGAAGAACUUCGACCCCGCCUCCUCCAAUUCCUCUCCCUCGCCGACGCCGACGUCCUUGCCGAAAUGCCGCCGCUCGAGCGCGCUCACUCGUUGCUUAUGCUCUCCAAGGCCACCACCCUCCUCUUCGCCUUAAGGCUGAGGUGCACUGGAGUAAACCCAUUUAACCAUCCAGUCAAAACGGAGUUCGAUAGAUUAAAAUUGUAUGAGGAGAAGCUUGAGAAGUUGGUGGAUUUGAGUAAAGCUCCCUUGCGACCAUCUACAACUUUAAAUCAUCAGGCAGCUACCCGUUUCAUCGAGCAUUCUUUGCCAGACCUCACCCCUGAUCAGAGGCAAAGUAUGAGAGCCAUUAGCAAAGGAGACGGGCCAACCAUGAAGUAUCUAGAAAGGAAUGCCCCAAAGAAGAGGAAAUAUCAAUCCCCUAAUAAACAAUCAGUUCAAUCUGCUGCCAAGGAAUUCCUUGAGAAAGCAGCACGAGAGAUUCUUGGUGAUAAUGAAGGUGGUCUGAAGGGACCUAUACAGAUCAGCAGUUCAGAUGAAGAGGACGUAUCCAUGAGCUGAUUCCUGAUUUUCCCGGGUUGCGUUGCGGAGACCAGAUAUGCUUUCGUUGUGGAAUGAUCCGUCAUCCGUCCUCUCUGUAGUGCUUUUGCGUUUUCUUUCUUUUCCACAGUGCAAGAUUUUGUGUUGUUACCUUUUGAUUAGUAGAAAUGUAGUCGUAAUUUACCAGACGAAUGUAUCAGCAUCUUAUUACGUCUUGAACGGGAAGGUGUUGCUUGGAGGAAUGUAUUAUCCA
This is a messenger RNA of Pyrus x bretschneideri (Chinese white pear), 886 nucleotides long. RefSeq names its product nuclear nucleic acid-binding protein C1D. The transcript is spliced from 6 exons. Bases 31 to 654 code for a protein of 207 amino acids. Gene Ontology annotation, cellular component: exosome (RNase complex); nucleolus. Gene Ontology annotation, biological process: maturation of 5.8S rRNA; regulation of gene expression. NCBI's taxonomy places the organism in Eukaryota, Viridiplantae, Streptophyta, Magnoliopsida, Rosales, Rosaceae. Gene Ontology annotation, molecular function: DNA binding; RNA binding. The record is from RefSeq and is a predicted model, not a curated record.